Ornithorhynchus anatinus (platypus) is the source of this 5793-nucleotide messenger RNA. It is a transcript of the gene BRPF3, whose product is annotated as bromodomain and PHD finger containing 3. Gene Ontology annotation, cellular component: MOZ/MORF histone acetyltransferase complex. The transcript has 13 exons. The record is from RefSeq and is a predicted model, not a curated record. Gene Ontology annotation, molecular function: protein binding. NCBI's taxonomy places the organism in Eukaryota, Metazoa, Chordata, Mammalia, Monotremata, Ornithorhynchidae. Bases 304 to 3900 code for a protein of 1198 amino acids. Gene Ontology annotation, biological process: regulation of transcription by RNA polymerase II.
GGCCCGGGGACGGCGGCGGAAGGACUGGCCGCCCGGCCGAGGGAGCACCGCCCGCCCCUCUGAGGGGGCCCGAGCGGCCCAGCGGCUGAGGCUGGGCACUUCCUGUGGGACAGAGAAUCCAUCCUGCCAGUUGAUCUACGUCUACCCCAGGGCUCAGCCCGGGGCAUCGGGCCAGUGGAGGCACUUGAUCAGUAACCCCGUUCCAAUCGGGCGCCUUUUGCUGCUCAUCUUCCCCCGGCACGGUCCAGCUCCCCCACGGGCUCCCCGCUUCAGGGUCUUCGGUCUCUCGGCCAGCCGGGCACCAUGAGGAAGCCCCGGCGGAGAUCCCGGCCCAACCCCGACGGGCGGCGCUCCCCGUCCCCCUACAGCCUCAAGUGUUCGCCCACCCGUGAGACCCUGACCUACGCCCAGGCCCAGCGGAUCGUGGAGGUGGACAUCGACGGGCGGCUGCACCGCAUCAGCAUCUACGACCCCCUGAAGAUCAUCACGGAGGAUGAGCUGACGGCCCAGGACAUCACCGAGUGCAACAGCAACAAGGAGAACAGCGAGCAGCCCCUCUUCCCCGGCAAGUCCAAGAGGACCCCGGCCAAAGGCAAGAGGAAGGAGCCGGGUGCCAAGCCCGCCCCUGGCCCGUCCCUCCUCCUGCCGCAGCCCAGCUUCCGGGUGGUGGAGUCGGGCAGCCGGGCGGAGGCGCCCCCGCUGCCCGCUGCCUACUAUCGCUAUAUGGAGAAGCCGCCGGAGGAUCUGGACGCGGACGUGGAGUACGACAUGGACGAAGAGGACCUGGCCUGGCUGGACAUGGUGAACGAGAAGCGGCGGGGCGAUGGCCACGGCACGGUCUCGGCGGACACGUUCGAGCUGCUGGUGGACCGGCUGGAGAAGGAGUCCUACCUGGAGAGCCGCAACAGCGGUGCCCAGCAGGCGCUCAUCGACGAGGAUGCCUUCUGCUGCGUAUGCCUGGACGACGAGUGCCACAACAGUAAUGUCAUCCUCUUCUGUGACAUCUGCAACCUGGCUGUGCACCAGGAGUGCUACGGGGUCCCCUACAUCCCCGAGGGCCAGUGGCUCUGCCGCUGCUGCCUGCAGUCGCCCUCCCGCCCUGUGGACUGCGUCCUCUGCCCCAACGAGGGCGGGGCCUUCAAGCAGACCAGCGACGGGCGCUGGGCCCACGUGGUCUGCGCCAUCUGGAUCCCGGAGGUCUGCUUCGCCAACACCGUGUUCCUGGAGCCCGUCGAGGGCAUCGACAACAUCCCGCCCGCCCGCUGGAAGCUCACCUGCUACAUCUGCAAGCAGAAGGGCCUCGGGGCGGCCAUCCAGUGCCACAAGGUGAACUGCUACACGGCCUUCCACGUGACCUGCGCCCAGCGGGCCGGCCUGUUCAUGAAGAUCGAGCCCAUGCGGGAGACCAGCCUCAACGGCACCACCUUCACCGUACGCAAGACCGCUUACUGCGAGGCCCAUUCUCCACCUGGUACCGUCAGGAGGGGCCGGCGGGCCGGGGAGGCGGAGGAGGAGGCGACGGAGGAGGAGGAUGAGGAGGAGGAGGACCGGGCCAAGGAAGCCGGGGAGGAGGAAGAAGAGGACGUGGAGAAGAAAGAGGAGCGGGGCGGGGCAGGCAGCGCCCCAAAGAAGGGCAGGAUGAGGCUGAAGCGGAAGAUCAAGAAGGAGCCGGGGGACCCGACCGCUGACGUGCGCUCGUCUGUGCCACUGGUGACGGUCACCCAGAUCCCCUCAUCCAGGCUGAACAAGAUCUGCAGCAGCCUCUCCUUGCAGAGAAAGAAUCAGUUCAUGCAGCGCCUGCACAGCUACUGGCUGCUGAAGCGACAGGCGAGGAAUGGCGUCCCUCUUCUCCGGCGCCUCCACUCCCACCUUCAGUCCCAGAGGAACGCUGAGCAGAAGGAGCAGGAUGAAAAGACCAGCGCGGUGAAGGAGGAACUCAAGUACUGGCAGAAGCUCCGGCACGACCUGGAGAGAGCCCGGCUGCUCAUCGAGCUGAUCCGCAAGAGGGAGAAGCUCAAACGGGAACAGGUCAAGGUCCAGCAGGCAGCGAUGGAGCUGGAGCUGACCCCUUUUAACGUCUUGCUGCGCACGACCCUCGACCUGCUGCAAGAAAAGGACCCGGCCCAGAUCUUUGCUGAACCGGUCAACCUGAGCGAGGUUCCAGAUUACCUGGAAUUCAUAUCCAAGCCAAUGGAUUUUUCCACCAUGAGGCGGAAGCUGGAGUCCCACCUGUACCGCACCCUGGAGGAGUUUGAGGAGGACUUUAACCUUCUAGUUACCAACUGCAUGAAGUAUAAUGCUAAAGACACAAUUUUCCACCGAGCAGCUGUCCGCCUGAGGGACCUGGGAGGGGCCGUCCUGCGCCACACCCGGCGGCAGGCCGAGACCAUCGGCUACGACCCCGAGGUGGGAACCCACCUACCCGAAUCACCCCAAACUGAGGACUUUUACCGCUUCUCCUGGGAGGAUGUGGAUAACAUCCUCAUUGCGGAGAACCGGGCUCACCUAUCGCUGGAGGUGCAGCUGAAGGAGCUGCUGGAGAAGCUGGACAUGGUGAGCACGAUGAGGUCCAGCGGGGCCCGGACCCGCCGCGUCCGCCUGCUGCGGCGCGAGAUCAACGCUCUGCGGCAGAAGCUGGCGCAGCAGCAGCAGAGCAAGACGCUAUCCAACGGGGAGCUGUCCCCAGCCCUGCGCGAAGACGGCCCGGACAAGGGCCUGCGGGCGGAGCAGGAUGAUGACGGGGAGAGAGCAGAUGACGCCAAGCUCCCGCACCCCCCGACCCUGGAGCCCACGGGACCCGUGCCCACCCUGUCAGAGCUGGACUCCCUCCAGGAACCCCCAACCCUGAAACCUGUCAGCGAGGGUAAAGGCCCGAGCCGGCCGCAGAAGCGCGGGAAGGCAGACGGCGAGCUUACCGACAAGCCACCACCUCCCCCUCCUCCACCUCGGGGGAGCCAGCCCUUUCAGCGCCUGCUCGGGGACCGGGGACUGAACGGACUGUCGGUGCCGGCCCCCGAAACCCCCGCCUGUCCCCCACUCAGCGGGGUGGGCCGCCGCACUUCAGUCCUCUUCAAGAAGGCCAAGAAUGGAGUCAAGCUGCAGAAGAGCCCAGAUGGAGGCCUGGAGAACGGAGAGGAUCACAGCCCGCCCGGCCUGCCCAUCUCCCCCGCCCCUGGCAUGGAGGCCGAACGUCGGCCCCGGAAACGGCCCCGGAGCAGGAGCUGCAGCGAGAGUGACGGGGAGAAGUCCCCCCGCCGAGGCCGCCACACAGGAGUGACCAACGGCUUUGGAAAGCACACAGAAAGUGGGUCCGACUCGGAGUGCAGUUCCGGCCUCAGCAGCGGUCUGGCGUUUGAAGCCUGCGGUGACCUGGUGCCCCCCAAGCGCAGCCGGGGGAAGCCGGCCCUCUCUCGAGUCCCCUUCCUGGAGGGGGUGAAUGGAGACUCUGACUUUGGAAGCUCAGGUAGAAGCCUCCUGAUGCCUUUUGAGGACCUCGCCGAACUAGAACCUUUGGAGCUGGUGUGGGCCAAGUGCCGCGGCUACCCCUCCUACCCUGCCCUGAUCAUUGACCCCAAGAUGCCCCGAGAAGGCCUCCUGCACAACGGUGUCCCCAUCCCCGUGCCACCCCUGGAUGUGCUGAAGCUGGGCGAGCAGAGGCAGGCCGAGGCGGGAGAGAAGCUCUUCCUCGUCCUGUUCUUCGACAACAAGAGGACGUGGCAGUGGCUGCCCCGAGACAAGGUGCUCCCUCUGGGCGUGGAUGACACGGUGGACAAGCUGAAGAUGAUGGAGGGCCGCAAGACCAGCAUCCGCAAGUCCGUGCAGGUGGCCUACGACCGUGCCAUGAUCCACCUGAGCCGGGUCCGGGGGGACCACCCUUUCGUCACCUCCAACUACCUGUAACCCCCUCCCCUGCCCGACCGUAGAGCCAGCGGGCCCCCCGCCAGGAGCGGACACCCCUGCCGCCGGCCCCCGAGCUGCCAGAAGCCGCCCGGCCAGCAUCUCUCCCAGAGCGGGGCGGGGAGGAGCCGGGGAGAGCGGAGGGUCUGGCGGGGAUGGGGGUGCUGGACCUAGGUCAGGGCAGGGGGCCCAGCCCAUCCCCUCGGAGCUGAGGUCCCUCCCCCUCAGCAAGAGCCUCCAGCCCUCAUCACCCUGAUGCCUGACAGCUGGCCACCUGCCAGGGCUCCUAGGGGCCCUCAGGCAGCAUUUCCUGCCAUCUCCUCGCCCAGUUGGGGCAUGUGGGCAGCUGCCCUCUCCCCACUCUGCCCCUUCCGUGCUCCGUCUCUCUUGCUCUUGUGCCAAAUUUAUAGAAACCAACCCUCGCUUCCCCCCCACCAUUUGCUGUAAAUCUGGGGUGGGGCAGAAGGGGUGGAGGCCUCUACUGUACUCUUGUUGGGUACACCACCGCCCCCUCUCCUUCUCCUCCUUCCUACCUGCCGACAGUCAGGGUCUCGCAGGCUCAUGUCAUUGCUUUGGACCCGGUGCCUGGAUGGGGAUUCGGAUGGGUCCCUUAGGCAGGGGCACGGCGUGGGUGGCGGGUGGCCAGCAGACAGCCCGAUCCCAGCCACUGGCAAAGGGGAACCAGUGAGGUGGGGAGCAGCUCCUUGUCCUCUCCCAGGGGCCAGAAGGCUUGGCUUCUGUUCUUCUAUGUCACACCCUGCUGCCUUCAAGCCUCCUUCUGGGCAGGGAGCCUGGGGUUCCAGGCUGGCACUCCUCCUCCUCACCCCCACCAGGCCCUGCCCAACCUAGCUCGGGCUUGCUGGUGCCAGAAGUGGGAAAACCGCCGCAGGAUCGCUCACCCCUUGCCCCUGGGGUGACCCCGUAUCCCAGCCCCGCUGGCACGGGGAGGCCGGCAGCCAUCCGUCCGUCCCUCGGUCCCAUCCUUCCAGCUGCAGGGCCCAUCUAGUUCCCAAUUUCUCCUUGACUCUUCGCACCAAAGCCGCAGAGCGCCUGACGAUCACCAUGACGCUUUUUAAACUUUUUUUUUUUUAAAUUGCUUUAAAAUUUUCACGGGGAUGACGUAGGGGAGAAUUUUUUUUUCCCCCCGCCCUGGGAAAACUACUGCCAUUUUUACUUGGUUGACUUUUUAAAAAAAACAAAAAACAAACCACCAAGCAGGACAUGAGCCAGAGUUUAAGGAGAAAACAAACCUGUAGCAUAAGGACGUUUUGGAUUUUGUAUUUAAAAAUAGAAAAGAAAAAAAAAAGGUUCAGCGUGGGGCUAGGGAAGGACAGACGUGAUGUACAUAGUUGUAAAAUACCGUUUUAAAUUAUUCAGGUCUCUUGUCCCGUCUUGACGUCCUCCAUUGUGGGUCUGGGUAUUUUGUACGCACACGAUGCCAUUUGGCGGACAGAGCUGCUCCCCUGCCCAGGUAGCAGCUUAGCCGUGGACUGCGUGGCCUCUGCCUAACCUGUGUUUAAAGAGCUGGGGCAGGGGGAUGGGCGGUGGGGGGGAGGAGGGUCCCGUUCCCUCCUCCCCGCCCCUUCCCCUUGGUUUGUCCGUUGGUUUUUCCCAAAUGGCCCACGGAGAAGGCGGAAAGGAGAGGUGGGAGAGGUGGGCUCCGGCGGCUCUCACGCACCGUCGCGUCUGCCGUGAAGCACACACACAGCGCUCUAUUUAUUGUAGAAAGUGACUGUUUGCUUUCUAGAAUUGUUUAUAUCAGAUGGUAUAAGAGAGGUAAUAAAGAAGAACAAUCUAUGCUUGUAAAGUGGAAAGAAGUUAAUUUUACCUACUAGCGUCUGACUGUCUGAAACUAUUUUCCUUCCGAGAAAUAAACGUUCUGAAGGACAACAGGAA